AUGAAAAAAGCAAAACUUUAUAUUCUCCUUGCAUUAAUCCUCUGUUCAACAAUAGUUACAAUUGCAUUAACAGCAUCAGUAUUGGGUAUUGUGGUUCGAAGAACAUAUAAAUCGGAGACAAAUGUCCAAUGUGAUCAAGGCAUGUUAGUAUGUUCCAUAUCUUCAGAUGAUUUAAUGAAACAUUUGCAACAAUUACAAAAUAUUGCCGAUGAAUGCAAUGGAACACGUGCUAUUCAUACUAAAGGAUUCAAUCGAACCUUCGAUUAUAUAUACAGUUAUUUAAAAACAAAUACAAACCUACAAGUGCAAACGGAAUUUUUUCCUUACAUGAAAUUCAGUUUGAAUGGUGACCCUGUUCUAUCAGCAACGAUCAAUGGUCUAGAAAUGAAUUAUACAUAUGGCUCAGGCAAUGAUUUCAUCAGUUUAAGAAAUUCUGGAUCGUCCAGUCUUGCGACGACGUUUCAGUUAAUAUCAAUGCCUGCUUUCGGUUGUGAGGAUUCGGAUUGGUUGAAUACUACAUCAUCACCGAGUGGUAAAGUUGUGCUUAUCAAACGUGGUGUUUGCACAUUUACUGAGAAAUCGAUUCUGGCUGCGAAAUACGGCGUUGCUGGUCUUCUGAUUUACAAUGAUGGUACAUCAUUAGAUCGAUAUUCACCAGCAUCAGGAAGAGUUGAUGAGAAUGUAACAUUUCCUGCAUUAUCUCUGUCUUACCAAGUCGGUACGAAAUUAUUAAAUACUAUUGAAAACUUGAAAACGAAUGUUUUCAUCAAAAUUCAUCUUUCAACAAGCAAAUAUCCAGAGCCAGUUGGUAAUAUCUGUGCUCACACAGUGACAGGCAAUGCAACAGAAACGAUCGUCAUCGGAAGCCAUACUGACAGCGUUCCCGAUGGUCCCGGAAUGAACGAUGAUGCUAGUGGGACUGCAACAAAUCUUGUCUUGGCAACAAAUUUGGCGCGUCUAUUUCAAAGUGGAUCUUAUCCACCUUAUAAGUAUCGUGUCAAAUUCUGUUGGUGGGGUGCAGAAGAAGUCGGUCUUGUCGGUUCUGAAUAUCAUGUUUCUCAAGCAACUAUCAGCACGAUUCCUGGCGAACGUAUUUCGGAUUAUCUUGUUAAUCUUAAUUAUGAUAUGUUGGCAUCACCUAACUUUCAAAUGGGUAUUUAUGAUGGAAAUUCAGUGAACUUCAGUACAACUCCACCAUCAGCACUUCCCGGUAGUAUUCGAUUGACACAAUUGUUUCGUGAUUGGUUCAUCAGUCAGAAUCUUCCAUAUACGAUCAGCGAAUUGGGUGGUGGAAGCGAUUAUGCAUCGUUUUUAGCUGUUGGUAUUGCGAUAUCAGGUUUAAACUCAGGUAUCAGCGAUAGAAAACCAAAAGCAGAAAGGGAUUAUUACAACCGACUGUUAGGUCAAGGAAAAGGCGGCGUAGCAAAUGCUGAAUAUGAUCCUUGUUACCACAGUGAUUGUGAUUCCCUAGGAAAUAUCAAUCCUUUAGGUCAUGAAAAGUUAUCCAAGGCAGCUGCUUACGUACUUGAAUAUAUGGGUAGACAUGCAGAUUUACGUUCAUAUUUAUAUCCUCCAGAAGAAAUUCGUCGAUUGGAAAAAGUAUCAUCCUAUCGGUCAAGAGGAUACUAUGAUGUUCAGAAUGAAUUUUAUAGAAGAAAUGAUUUGUGA
Messenger RNA from Adineta ricciae, 1668 nucleotides. Lineage: Eukaryota; Metazoa; Rotifera; Eurotatoria; Adinetida; Adinetidae. The record is from the annotation of a GenBank genome assembly.